CUUUUUCGCAUAACCAGUGAGAACGUCAGACAGCACGGUUUGAACUGGGAGACCUUUGUUUGCACUGUCCGUCCGGAUACCGUGUGUAGAUUGGUGACAAAGUCUAAGAUUGAAAAUUAUAAAAUUGUUGGAAAACCACUCUGAGGGUAUAAUCCUGUUGCAAUAAAUAAAUCGAGUUAAAGAAAAUACUAACGGUUACCAAAUUUAAAUUAUAAAUAUACGAUAAACGCUACUUUUAAGGAGAACAAAUGUGUUAGAGUUGUUACGUAAUAGUGUUUCAAGUUUAGCCCAAUUGCGUAUAGUAUAGUGGAUCGCAAGUAACUCAACGGAGCAUCAGAUUUUCCAGUGAAUCAAAAUGACGUCGAUAAACGUAGAAAAGUAUAAGCUGUCUGAUAAAACAGCCAAGCUCACAGCAAAAGAUAUUAUACCAAUGAUCCAAUCGUCGGACUCGGCGGAGACGCGGGAGUUUCUGAACAAAGUAAUGGAACUUCUCAUCGAUUACGUGAACAUUCAAAAUGAUCGCAAGGAGAAGAUUCUAGAUUUCCAUCACCCAGAGGACAUGAAAAAGUUGCUCACGUUGGACGUUCCAGACCACGCUGUUACAUUACAACAACUUCUAAAGGAUUGCGCGUUGACACUCAAAUACCAAGUGAAAACAGGUCAUCCUCACUUCUUCAAUCAACUCUCCUGUGGUUUGGACGUAAUCUCGAUGGCUGGAGAAUGGCUCACUGCAACCGCCAACACAAACAUGUUCACGUAUGAAAUUGCACCGGUGUUUAUUCUAAUGGAAAACGUGGUUUUAUCGAAAAUGAGAGAAAUCAUCGGAUGGAAAGGAGGUGAUUCCAUUCUCGCUCCUGGAGGAUCGAUUUCCAACUUGUAUGCCUUUCUGGCUGCCCGUCAUAAAAUGUUCCCAGGCUACAAAGAGCAUGGAGCCCGCGCGUUGCCCGGAGAACUGGUUAUGUUCACCUCAGAUCAGUGUCAUUAUUCUGUGAAGUCAUGUGCGGCCGUUUGUGGCCUUGGAACCGACAACUGUGUCAUGGUUCCAUCAGAUGAACAUGGGAAAAUUAUACCAUCUGAACUGGAACGCCUGAUACUAGAACGGAAGGCGCGCGGCCAAAUCCCAUUUUUCGUAAAUGCUACAGCGGGUACCACCGUUUUAGGCGCGUUUGAUCCACUGAAUGCGAUUGCUGAUAUUUGCGAGAAAUACAACUGCUGGUUCCACAUCGAUGCUGCAUGGGGUGGUGGCUUACUGUUGUCCAAGAAAUAUCGUCAUCCCAGAUUCUCCGGAGUUGAGCGAGCGGAUUCUGUCACAUGGAACCCACACAAACUGAUGGGAGCACUGCUGCAAUGCUCUACGAUCCACUUCAAGGAAGAUGGUCUCCUGAUCAGCUGUAACCAAAUGUCGGCCGAGUAUCUUUUUAUGACCGACAAAUUGUAUGACAUCAGCUACGACACCGGUGAUAAGGUAAUACAAUGCGGCCGUCAUAAUGACAUUUUCAAAUUGUGGUUGCAGUGGCGUUCCAAGGGUACUGAAGGCUUCGAGAAACAUAUGGACCACCUGAUGGAACUGGCUGAGUACGAAGUGAAGCGUAUUAGAGAGCAAUCGGACAAAUUCUAUCUGAUACUCGAGCCAGAAUGUGUCAACGUUUCCUUCUGGUACAUCCCGAAGAGACUGCGUGGAGUUCCUCAUGAUGCUAGGAAGGAAAAGGAGCUGGGCAAAAUUUGCCCAAUCAUUAAAUCCCGGAUGAUGCAGGCCGGUACACUGAUGGUUGGCUAUCAACCUGACGAUCGACGCCCUAACUUCUUCCGCUCAAUCAUAUCGUCGAUAGCAGUCACGAAGGCCGAUGUUGAUUUUAUGCUCAACGAAAUUGAUCGCCUUGGUCAGGAUCUGUAAGUUGUGGGUUGAAUCAAUAGGAGUACAGACAGCGUUAGCAGAAGUAUAUUACAAAAGUAAGAUAGAAAAACAUUCUACAGGCCUAGGAACAAUUUGCAACUGCCCAGUCAAUCGUUUUGAAUGAAGCAAUUCGGAGAAGUAUAUACCGACAACCAAGGAGUAUCUGUUGUAUAACAUAUCAAUGCAUCCUAUUCGACUUUAAGUUGGGAGUAAAUAUUAAUAACUUAUUUAUAUAUGUUAGGAUAUUUUGGUUGGUUAAUAAAAUUUAAGAAAAACCUAUCAUAUUCAUAUGAAAUUUGUUUGCCAAAACUUACGGUUAUUGUUAAGUUUUAUGAAUAUCUGACAACACGUUAAGCUUGAAAUUUGUAACAAAGUCCGUAUCCUACACAUACCGUUACGUAUUGAGUUCGUAUAUAAGCACUGUUAGAUCAUUCUAAGAGUUCUAAGUUUAGAAGAUUUGAAGUUACUAUCGGACAAAAAUAUUUACUGGAAUUAAGUAUUGCAAAACGAAGAAUAACAUGAAAAAGAAUUAUAUAUACACAAAAAAUAUAUAUAUACAUAUUAUAUACAAAGCCAUGCAUUCUCUCAUACAUCCUCUCAUUACAUACAUGCGUCACUGCUCAUUGGUAAUACACAGUAACGUAACUUUAAUACUCCCACCUCAUUCGGUUGACAUGAUUUGAAUACCCAAAAUUUGUAAAAUACUAGAUAAUUUGACCUCGUUAAAUUGAGCAUUUUAUCCAUGUGUAGUGCGCAGUAAAAAGUAUAGUAUAGAGUCGUAGUUGGAAAUAAAAUACAUGUGUUCUAAGACUGCUACCAUUUUAAGUUUCUUUAUCCUAAAAUUCAGAACUAACUAAAACUCAAGAUUAUGUUGUGGAAAUUGUAUAUAUAUACAUGCGGAAAGGCAGACAUAAUUUAAACCAUUACUUGUUCAUCAUGUUCACAAUGUACCAAAUAUCGACUGAAAAAUGGCAAGGAUCGGCCGUUAUAACAUUAAACAAAUUACCAAACGCUUUAAAAUUUAUUUUAGUUUAGACAAGAAUGGUUGUUAUCAGUCCUAUUCAAUUUGAAUUGAAAUGAAACGUCAUAUCUGCACAAAAACUAUGAAGGAUUUGUACAGAUAUUACUUUUUAUUUCAACUUAGGGUUAAAAGGUUUGAAGUGAGUUCGCAUACAGAUUAUGUACUUCUAGGUUGCUAAUAAUCAAUCUAGCUUUGCACUAUAUGCUGCUAGUCACUAGCAACUAGUGUAAUUAAAGUGUAUUUAUGGAGUAAAACAACAUGCGUUUGAGGCAAACACAGUUUUAAAUGACGAUUUGAAAAAAAAAAUGUAAUUGUAUAAGUUCGAAUCGCGUAAGAGAAAUAUUAUCGAAACAACAUGAACAACAAAAUCACAAAGUCUUCCUUCGAAUGAAAUGUUAAUUAAUUGAUUCACGUUCAUUCUCAGAUACCGUCAAUCAUGGUGAAUCAGAACAAUGUCAUUAAAUCCUAUCACAUAAGUCCUUAUUCACCAUUAUGUAUAUUUCAUCUUGAGAGUGGCGAGAAUCGUAAAUCAUAUAUAAAAAGAACAAUCUAUCAACAUAUAUUAGUUGCUUAAUUUUUGAACGAGUUCAUUUUUGGUCAUGAAAUACUAUUGAAUACCAAUCGGUGCAUGGUAGAGCAACAUUGUAGUUACUAAUUGAAACUCCAACGAAAGCGUCUCCCAAGUAUAAGGUGCGUAUCAAAUGUGCGCAAUGAUUUUAGCUAAAUUGAGAAGAACAUAAUAAUCCAUAGCCUGAGCAAAUGUAUGUGGAGCAAGCUUCACACGAAAAGCCAAAAAAAAAAGAUAAUAAAUAACAUUUCAUAACCCAGUACUACAGAACAUAAUGCGACUAAACACAAUAGAUGUUAUAUGUUGUUACAGUGUAAUUUAAAACAAGUGCAAAUAAAAAGUAAUCAUCUGUAAUCGACAACA
Molecule: messenger RNA, 3846 nt
Organism: Toxorhynchites rutilus septentrionalis
Lineage: Eukaryota; Metazoa; Arthropoda; Insecta; Diptera; Culicidae
Gene: Gad1
Product: glutamate decarboxylase
Exons: 6
Coding region: 356-1894 (512 amino acids)
Biological process (GO): carboxylic acid metabolic process
Cellular component (GO): cytoplasm
Molecular function (GO): pyridoxal phosphate binding; carboxy-lyase activity
Source: RefSeq, a predicted model, not a curated record